AGAUCCCCGGUUUAAAGUGGCAUUCUGCUCCAAUGUUUCUCCUCACAACAAUGACAUGAUCCUCGGUAUCUUUGAUCAUGCGUCGGCUUUCCAUAAUCGCCAUGCCGGCCACUUAGCGGGCACAAUCAAUGUCUUCUCAAUGUGGUUUCCUCACAACUCAUCACCCAGGGGCGAGUGGUAGGGGCAACUUCGCAUACCAGUGUACUGCAACACUCAGGCCAUCAUGACAAGUUCAAAUGGUGAACCAGAAGUCCUCUGGCGCCCUCCGCCGGGAGAGAAAACCCCCAUGGACAAAUACCGUCGGCAUGUCAAUCAGCGGUUUCACCACAGUCUACGCAACACGAUGGAACUCGCGGACUUCUCAUUCAACCAGCCCCAUGACUUCUGGAUAGAUCUCUAUGGAUACCUAAACCUGGUACCUCCGCUGCCGCCCACCACCAAAAAGGCAUAUGACGACACAGUCCCGAUGAGCCAGAAUCCACCAUUUUUUCCAGGCCUAGAACUGAACUAUGCUGAGAAUGUGCUAUUCGCGAACCCGGAUCCUGAAGCCGUAGCCCUGAUAGGCAUACGAGAAGACCAGGACAUCUACAAAGACGAACCCGAAAUCAUCACGUGGCGAGAGUUUCGCGAAAAAGUGCGCAAAACCGCCAGCGCUCUCAAACGUUGUGGCAUCAAACAGGGUGAUCGUGUGGGCGCUCUAGUCGCGGCAUCGACUUGGGCCAUUGUUCUCUUCCACGCUGCCGCGUCCAUCGGCGCCAUCUUUACAUCCAUCAGCCCUGAGCUCGGAGUGGAAGGGUGCGUCGCCAGGCUGCAACAAGUCAACCCGAGCAUCCUUUUCGUCGACAGCCAUGUAGUGUACAAAGGGAAGACAGUAUCCACUGACCAGAAGGUGGACGAAAUCCUGCACAGAAUGACUUCUCGACCUCAGACAUAUAUCAUUCCCGUGGCAGCCACGAACUCCAGGCUGGCCAGCGUAGACGACUUCCUCAGCAAAUCCAGCUCUUCCGACGAACUCACAUUUACAAGAGUAUCGUUCAACCAUCCUCUCAUGAUCUGCUACUCUUCGGGGACGACGGGAGCGCCCAAGUGUAUCGUCCAUCGACACGGCCUGAUCCUCCAGCUGAAGAAAAUCUCUGUCCUGCACAACGGUCUGGCUCCAGGAGACGUGAUAAUGCAGUACUCAAGCACAUCCUGGGUAGUAUUCUACGUCAUGUGCGGGCACUUAUCAGCCGGCGCGACGGUCGUCGUCUACAACGGCAGCCCCUUAUUUCCUGACGCAAAGCAACUCCUCCGCAUAUGCGACAAACACCGGGUGACUUUCCUUGGUGCCUCGCCACGAUUGCUGCUCGAGGUAGAGAUGUCAGGUACCAUACCAAAGCAGGAAUUCGACCUCUCACCGUUACGUAUGGUCUACACUACCGGCGCCCCAACGACAAUUGAACAGUAUCGAUGGUUCUAUCGAUCAUUCCCACCUUCUGUCCAGAUUUGCAACACAGCGGGCGGCACCGACACAGCCACGUCCAUCCUCGCACUGGAUCCUUCCGGACCGGUAUACGCAGGUGAAAUGCAGGUGGCGGCAUUGGGAAUGGCCGUUGAUAUCUUAGAUCCAAACACCGGCGAGUCAAUGUCACAGACAGGCGAGGCCGGAGAGAUGGUCAUCACGAAACCCUUCCCAAGUAUGCCGUGCUUCUUCUGGGGGGACAAAGACAACAAGAUCUACAAAGCCGCAUACUUUGAACGCUUCACCAACGUAGACGUCUGGGCACAACACGACUGGUUGAGCAGGAAUCCCAAAACAGGUGGAUAUACCAUGCACGGCCGAAGUGAUGGCGUUUUGAAUCCGUCUGGCAUCCGCUUUGGCAGCGGCGAAAUCUACGCCAUUGUCGAAACCCAACCAUUCACCGAGUACAUCAGCAACAGUCUGUGCGUCGGCCGUCGAAGACCCAAAGAUCCUGACGAGCAAGUCUUCUUGUUCCUCGUCAUGAAAGCUGGUAUUAACCUGACCCAACAACUUCGCACGCAAAUCAAGACGGCCAUCCGCAACGCCCUGUCACCACGGCACGUGCCUAAAUUCGUCCUCUCAGUUCCGGACAUCCCAGUCACCAUCAACGGCAAGAAGGUUGAGAUCGCCGUGAAACAAGUCCUAAGUGGCAAAGACGUCAAGGCUAGUGCCACAGUGCAAAACCCCGACACGAUAGACUUCAUGAAGCGCUUCCGGGACCUCGAGUCCGAGCCCAAGGACACGAAACUAUAGAUGGUCCAUAUAGAAAUAUACUUCUGGGGCACAUUCUCUCGCCCCCACAAGAUAUCGAGAUGAUGUCCUUGCAGUUCAACAAAAGAUCAUGGCUGUGCCAUUACAACUUCGCUCUCUCCCUUCCCACCUCCUUCUUCGCCCUCUCCCUCAACUCUCUCCGCAAUAUCUUCCCCGAAGCAUUCUUCGGAAUCUCAUCAAUAAACACCAAACCCCCUCUAAGCUGCUUAUACGGCGCCACCCCUGCUUUGACAAACCCUUUCACCUCCUCAACAGACACUCUAGCCGUACCGACCACCGUCACAUAAGCCCUGGGCAACUCCGAAC
Molecule: messenger RNA, 2578 nt
Organism: Exophiala viscosa
Lineage: Eukaryota; Fungi; Ascomycota; Eurotiomycetes; Chaetothyriales; Herpotrichiellaceae
Product: acetoacetate-CoA ligase
Exons: 2
Coding region: 224-2254 (676 amino acids)
Biological process (GO): lipid metabolic process
Molecular function (GO): acetoacetate-CoA ligase activity
Source: RefSeq, a predicted model, not a curated record